AUGCAGCGAGAGCGUGAGAAGCAAGCUGUUUUUUUUCGGCGAAGGAAGGCUGCUUCUGAAGAAGUUGAAAAGAAGAUCAAACAAAUCACGAAUGGAGACAACCUUGCCGAAGAAGAGGUCACGAGUCGCCAACAUUUGCUGGACGUGAGGAAAGCGUCGGUGGACAUGACGGAGGGCUACAAGGCUUUGAUUGAAAAGAAUCAAAACGCUCUCACACACGUCCUUGUGGCAUGCACAAACCACAAAGGUAUGGCUGACAAAGCUAUCUCGUCCCUGGAAGCAGAGGUAAACAAGGUGGAGCUUUGAUGUGAAUGUCUACCUUCCGGUAACUUUUUAGCCAUCCAAGCCAUAACUUACUGGACACGCAAAUAUUGUAGGAGUAAAGAAGAAAGUGGUUUUAUUAUGCA
This is a messenger RNA of Phytophthora infestans T30-4, 407 nucleotides long. RefSeq lists its product as uncharacterized. Bases 1 to 306 code for a protein of 101 amino acids. The record is from RefSeq and is a predicted model, not a curated record. NCBI's taxonomy places the organism in Eukaryota, Oomycota, Peronosporomycetes, Peronosporales, Peronosporaceae. The transcript is spliced from 2 exons.